Seriola aureovittata is the source of this 729-nucleotide messenger RNA. Its product is annotated as Fc receptor-like protein 5. Lineage: Eukaryota; Metazoa; Chordata; Actinopteri; Carangiformes; Carangidae. Gene Ontology annotation, molecular function: transmembrane signaling receptor activity. Gene Ontology annotation, biological process: cell surface receptor signaling pathway. Bases 106 to 729 code for a protein of 207 amino acids. The transcript is spliced from 4 exons. The record is from RefSeq and is a predicted model, not a curated record.
GAUGAAACCACAGCAGUGUGAACCACAGACAGAGGAAGGAGGAGGGUUUUACUCAGUGACUCUGAGCUGAUCAGAGAGCAGCUCUAACAUCCUCACAGAGUCAGGAUGGAGGGAACAUGUCUGCUGUGUCUGCUCUCUCUGACCUCCCUGCUGUGCUGCACCUCAGACUCAGCUGGUCUGACGGUGAGUCCCAGCAGCUCUCAGCUGUUUGAAGGAGACUCUGUCUCUCUGAGCUGUGAGGAGGACGACAGCUCUGCUGGAUGGAGGCUGAGGAGGAACACCACCAGAGAAACCAGGACUCAGUGUGGAGCUGACUGGGGAAGAUCAGCUGGUUCUUCCUGUAACAUCAGCUACAUCGACCCAUUGGACAGUGGAGUUUACUGGUGUGAGUCCAGAGAGGGAGCAACCAGUAACAGCAUCAGCAUCACUGUCACUGGUGGAGCAGUGAUCCUGCAGAGUCCUGUCCUCCCUGUGAUGGAGGGACAUGAUGUCACUCUGCACUGUAAAACAAAGACCCCUCCCUCCAACCUCCCAGCUGCUUUCUAUAAAGAUGGCUCCCUCAUCACAGAGACUACAGGUCACAUGACCAUCCACCAUGUUGACAAGUCUGAUGAAGGCCUCUACAGCUGUGACAUCAGAGGUCAUGGAGAGUCUCCACGCAGCUGGAUCACUGUCACAGGUCAGGAGGUCAAAGGUCAGGAGCUUCACUUUGACUUCACCACUUAUUGA